This is a messenger RNA of Paramecium octaurelia, 696 nucleotides long. The record is from the annotation of a GenBank genome assembly. NCBI's taxonomy places the organism in Eukaryota, Ciliophora, Oligohymenophorea, Peniculida, Parameciidae.
AUGAACAGAAUACCUUAUUGCCUCUCCAAUUUUUCGAGUUCUAGGCCAACUCCUAUAUAAUGGAUUAAGAAUAAACUCAAUCUCAAAAAUACCCGAGGCCAAUUAAUAUUCAAUGAUAUUGAAGCGUACAUCUUUGGAAAUCAAUUUAAUUCAAGUAAAAACCAUACCAUUUGUAGAAAUUCAAUGCGAUUAAAUACUAAUUAGAUACAAUUUUCUCAUAGUUCAUAUUUGGCUUGUUCAAUAGGCUCUAGAAUAGCAUUACCUAAAAAAUUAUUUGAUUAAACAACAACUUGAAAGCAUUCUCUACAAAUCAGCCUCUAAUUAUAUUUAUUAAUUCGAUGUAACUCUUUAGCCUAACAUUUAGGAUAAUUAUAACUAAGAAAUGAAACAAGAGCUUGAAAGAAAUUAAGAAGUCUUAUAAUUUGUAUUGGACGAUUAUUUUAAUUAUUAAUUUAAGAAGAAGAGUCUAGAGUAGAUUGUGUUUGAGUAACUACAUCAUAUCAUUUAGAGAUAUUUUGCUUCGCCAACAAUGUGAUAAACAAAAAGUAGACAAAAUAUGUACUUACAUAAUCAACAAUGUACUUUAUUCUCCAUAUUAUUUUUAAGCACAAUCAUAUGUUAAAAUACGAUUAAGGAGCUUUAAGGGGAGAAAAUGAAAAGAUCCUUUGGGUUGAAUGAAUAUCAAUUGUAUUUAAG